This is a messenger RNA of Sciurus carolinensis (gray squirrel), 9159 nucleotides long. RefSeq names its product ciliary rootlet coiled-coil, rootletin family member 2 (gene Crocc2). The transcript is spliced from 33 exons. The record is from RefSeq and is a predicted model, not a curated record. Lineage: Eukaryota; Metazoa; Chordata; Mammalia; Rodentia; Sciuridae. Bases 102 to 5210 code for a protein of 1702 amino acids.
CCUGCAGGCGUGCACUCUGAGGGGCCUGCCGGGCUGCGACCCAGGAGGAGUCUUGCAAGGAGGGAGCCGGCACCCCUCCCUCUCUGAGAUCCUGCCCGUGGAUGGCAAUGAGCUCCUCCUCUGGCCAUGGGGACCCUGCCGAGCAGUCCCUGCUGGGGCUGGACGCCGUGAUCCAGAGUUUGGAGGAUACGGUCCUUAGCCCCACAGCCAGCAGGGAAGACCGGGCACUCACUGUGCAUGGGGAAGGCCGGCAGGCCUCGCCCACCCCCCUGCCCGCCCGCAUCCGUGAGAUCGUGGCCAGCAGCCUGCGUGAGGAGCCACCCCAAGGGGUGCUGGAGCCACCCACCACCCUGGCCCACAUGCAGGAGGAGAGGGAGCUGCUGCAGGAGGAGCUGGCCCGGCUGGAGGACCUACUGGCCCAGGCAAGCACGGAGCAGGCGGAGCUGACCAGCAGGUACCAUGCGGUCAGCCAGAGGAUGCAGGCCCGCCUGGAGGCCACUCAGGCUCAGCUGCGGAGGUCAGAGCUGGAGCACAGCGUGGACCUGGAGGAGGCCCUUGCCCGUCUGGAGGCCUCAGAGCAGAGGAGCUCCAGCCUUUCCCAGGUGAACGCCCUCCUGCGGGGACAGCUGGAGCACAUGCGGAAGGCCAACGCCACGCUGACCCGGGAGCUGGCCAGCACAGCGGGCAGCACGCUCCACCUGCUGGGGCAGAGGCAGACCCGGCAGACAGGCCCUGGGCAGCCGUGGGGCUUCCUCCUGCUGAGGAGACAGGCCUCGGAGCUCCGUGGACAUGUGGCCCAACUGCGGGCAGCCACGGAGAGGGGCCUUGCCGACAUGCGGGCAGAAGCUGCCAGGACGGCCCAACGCCUGUGCACAGCCUGCAGCAGCCUGGGCUCCAGCCUGCAGCGGGCGGCCAGCGGCACAGCCAGCGCCCUGGAGCAUCGGCUGCGGGACCAGGUGGGGGAGAUGCUGCAGCUGCAGCGUCGCUGGGACACGGAGAAGGCGGAGCUGCGUGCCAGACUCUCGGAGCAGACGCUGCUUGUGGACAAGCUCACUCAGCAGUGCGAGCAGAGGGAAAGGACCAUCGCUGCCCUGAGAACGGACAUCCAGAAACUGGAAUCCCGAUGCGAUGGGGGCCCUCUGGUGGCGGAUGCCCUUGGGGAUGAGAUUGAGUCCCUUCAGCAGAUCUUGGCCAGCAUCAUGGAGGUGACCCAGGAGGAUGCCAGGUGUCUGGAGCUGGCAUGGAGCAGCAGCGCCGAGGGCCAGGAGGCACUGAGCCCACCAAGGAGCCCCGCACACGCCACGUCCCCCCACCAGGGCGUGUCCCCACCGCAGGCCAACGCCCCAGCCCACCUGGACCCUGCACUGCAUGCCGUGCAGACAGCCAUUGAGAGACGGCGGCAUCGGGAACGGGAGCUGCAUCUACAGCUACAGUCCUCCCUGGAGGCGACGGCCAGGCUCCGGAAGCAGCUGUCCAGGUGCCAGCAGGAGCUGCGGGCCUCACAGAGGCUCCUGCAGAGAAGGACACAGGAGCAGGAGGCCCUCCUGGGCAAGCUGCAGGCCCAGAGACGUGAGGUCCAGCACUACCAGAGGACUGCGGAGCUCUCGGGAAGGGAGAAGGUGACCUUGGAAACAAUGGUGGAGGAGCUGAGAGCAAAGGCAGAUUUGGGGGAGGCAGAGAAGCGGAGGCUGGAGGCUGCGGAUGUGGAGCUGCGGAGGAGCCUCCUGCUAUGGGCAGAGCAAGGCCAGCAGAGCCAGCAGGGGCUGGAGGCCAGACAGGAGCACCUGGAGCAGCUGGAGGAAAAGAUCUCUGGACUCAGGGAGGAGCUGGUGGUGGCCCGGGAGGCCCUGCGUACGGCACAGCUGCAGAGGGACGUGGUGCAGAGCGAGAGGGAGGGCCUGCGUGGCGCCUUGGCCCGGGCGGAGUCCAGCAACACUGACCUGGAGCUGCUGGUGACGCGGCUGAAGUCGGAGGGGGUGGAGCAGCGGGACUCCCUGGCCAGGAUGGCUGCCCUGAUGGAGGGGCUGGCCCGGGACAAAGGCUCCCUGAGCCGCCUGGUGCUCCAGCUGGAGCAUGAGCGGGACCGGUGGCAGGAGCAGCAGAAGGCUCUGGAGCAGGAGCAGAGGGCUGCCGGAGAGCAGCUGGCCAGGCUGGCGCAGCAGCUGGAGAGCGUGCAGGCAGAGCGGAGCCGCCUGCAGGAGGCCUGCGGGCAGCUGGAGCGGCGGCAGGAGCAGCUGGAGGGGCAGGUGGCCCUGCUCAGGCGUGAGCGGGCCCAGCUCCAGGAGCUGCUGGGCCAGGUCACAUGCAAGAAACAGGCCCUGGAGGAGCAGCUGGCACAGAGUCUGCAGGACCAGGACACCCAGAUGGACACUCUACGGCAAGCCCUGGAGGAGAAGGCUGCUUUGUCUGGGGAGCGAGCCCAGCUGCUGGCCAAGCAGGAGGCCCUGGAAAGGCAGGGACAACUCUCAGCUGAGGAAGCAUCAGAGCUCAGGCUGGAGAGGGACUCUCUGGAGAGCAGCCUUUUUGAGGCCCAACAACGGGCCAAGAAACUGCAGGUCCAGCAGGAACAGCUGGAGGGAGAGGCCCAGAGUGCCCGGCUCGCUCGGCAGACCUUGCAAGUGGAAAUGGAGAGACUGAACAGGGACUGGACCAUCCAGGAGGCGAAGCUGCAGAGGGACAUGGGGCAGUUGCAGUGGCAGGUGACACGGCAGGAGCAGCACCUGCAGCAGGCCCUGGAGAGCCAGGCGCUGGCCCACCAGGAGGACCUGACACGGCUCCAGCGGGAGAAGGAGGCCCUCCUUCUAUCCCUGGCAGAGGAGAAGGAGUUGGCCGCAUGCAGGCUGCAGCAGGAGAGGGAGCUGCUGGCAAGGAGUGAAGCCACCAGGGAGACUCUGGAGGAGGAAAUUCAGAGCCUGAAGCAGGAUCAGAAGGAGAGUCUCCACCAGCUGGAGCACGAGAUGCAGAAGGCCCUGUCUCUAAAGGAAGCAGAGAGGAGCCUGCUGAGAGAGCAACUGUCCAGGGUCACACGGGACCUGGAGCGGGUGCAGCAGGAGGCGCAGAGCCAGCAGGCCCAAGCCCAGGCCACUGUGGGCACCAGGACCGAGGAGCUGCAGGCCCUCCAGGUCCAGUUUGAGGAGGCCAUCUCCACCCACCAGAGACAGACCGCAGUUCUGAGCGAGAGUCUCCGGGAGAUGGCGGCCAAGAGGAGCACAGCGCAGAGAGAGGCUGAGGAGCUGCGGGCACAGCUGAACGUGGCCCAGGAAGAGCUGGCCGGGCUGCGCCAGGAGCUUCGGGGCUGGGAGGAAAGCCGAGAGGGUCUGCACAGGGAGGUCCUGGAGGCCCGCCGGGCUCUGAGCGAUGAGACCCGAGAGAAGAGUGUGCUGCAGGACUCCAACACCGAGCUUCGGGCGGCCGUCCUCAGGGCUGAGCAGGAGAAGGCCAGUUUUAGGCGGUCCAAGGAGGAGCAGGAGCAGAAGCGGCUGAUGUUGGAGGAGGUCCUGGCGGCUGCUCGGGAGGAGGCUGGGGUGCUGCGGGCCCGGCUGCAGGAGCUGGAGCAAGCUUGGGGAGACGCCCGCCGGGAGCUGCAGGAGAGCCGCAGACAGGUGAGGGUGCUGGAAAGCGAGACUCAGAGGAAGGGCCAGGAGGUGAGUGAUCUGCGGACCCAAGGCACAAGGGAUGCCCGGCGGCAGUGGCAGAGCUGGCAGGAGGCACUGGAACUGCAGAGGCAGGUGGCACAGGCCGAGGCCGCCCACGAGCAGACCCAGAAGGAGGUGCUAGGGCUGCGGUGGAAGCUGGUGGAGGCAGAGGCCUCAGCGGAGGCCCGGGCACAGCAGCUGGAGGGGCACCUCCGAGAGAGCCGGCAGGCCGAGCAGGCCCUGCGGACUGAUUUGCUCAGUGUUAGCAGUAGACUGCAGCAGGCCAGCAGCCUGGCUGAGAGUCUUCAGGCUCGCCUGGACAGUGCCCAUGGCCGGGUCCACGGUCUAGAGCAGGAGCUGGCCCAGACCAAGGGUGCCAGGCGGGACGCAGAAGCCCAACUGGACAGGCUGUGCUCCACACUUCGCCGUGGCCUGGGGCUCCGGGGUCGAAGCCCCUCUGCCUCUCCAGAGCGACCUGGGUCUCCUACAAAAGGCUCCAGUAGCUCCCAUGUUCAACCUGGGUGGCACAGAGCCAGCUCCCCCACUGGGUCCCGCUCGCCACCCCAACAGCGCUCACCUGCACCUGGAGACUGCGACUCAGAGGUCAUAGAUGUGGCCUCUGUGCAGGAUGCACUGGGAGACCUGGUGCAGAAGCUUCAGGAUGCCCAGCAGGAGCGGGAGGAUGCCCGUGUCCAGGUGGUGAACCUGCGCAGCCAGCUGAGCAGGGCGGAGAUCGAGCGUGCCCAAGCCCACAGCCACGUGGGGCAGCUGCAGAGGGCCCUGGCGGAGGCAGAGGAAGGCCGGCACCAGGCGGAAGGCGCGCUGAGCAGCACCCGGGCAGCACAGGCCCUGCAGAAGGAGGCACUGCAGAGGCUGGAGACGGAGCACCUGUCCAGCUUGCGGGCGGCCAGCCAGGAGAGGCGGUGGCUGCAGGAGCAAGUGGACGCACGGCAGCAGGCCCUGGGGAGAAGCAGGAGGCACGGUCAGGGCUUCACAGAGAACGGGAGGCUGCUGGAGGAGGAACUUGCUGGCCUUGGACACAGGAGCCAGGAGGCUGAGGGACCCCUGGAGCCCCAGCAACAGGUGCUCCGGCGGAGGUGGCGGCCGCGCGGGGAGCCAGCCGCACUGCGUGCAGAGCGACGCGCCCUGCGGGAGCGGACCACAGCGCCGCGCGCCCAGCGGGCCCGCCUACAGGGGGAGCUCGCCGCGCUGCGCGCACGCCUGGCGCAGACAGAGCGAGAGAAAACCAGGAGGGAGAGGGCCCUGGAGCAGCUGGGGGCCGAGAGGCAGCAGCUGGAGCAGUCCCUGAUCACCCUGCACCAGGAGGUGGGCUGGACCCUGAGGCAGAACCUGCAGCUGCAGGCACAGAGGGCUGAGCUGGCCGUCCAGCACCAACAGGACCCGGCUGCAGAGGCGGAGAGGCUGCAUGGGGCCCAGCUUCAGGCCACAGAGGCCCUGGAAUCCCCCAGAGAGACCCACUGGCAAUGGGGAAAGCGGCUGGAAGAGCAGGUGGUCACCCUGAAGGAGCAGCUGGACCAGGAAGUGCAGCAGCGGCAACUCGCCCCCCUCAGCUAGACCCUGCGGGUCAGGCAGUGAGCCCUGCCGCAGCCCUGACGGACAGGAAGUGGGCUCCAGGUGGAGAUGCCCGGGGCCUCCGCUGCUGAUGCCUGUGUGCUGCAUGAGGGGGCCAGGCUCCAACGGUGAGGUGGACGCCAGGCUCUCCCUGUGUCCCAGGGCUGCCACAGCAAGCACCUGUAGUCCUGCAGACUGCAGGAGUUCUGCCCCGGGCCCUCGGCCUCUGCCCGGGCUGGACCUUGCUGCUGGUGACCCCCUCCAGCACCCCUUCCCACAGAACACCCUUCCCACCUCAGGCUGCUGCUCCAGCCAGACCCAGCCCGUCCCGCCGCUCCUCAGCCUCAGGCUGUGUUCCACCCCUCCAGCUGUAAACACCGGGAACAGAAGGAAAACAUUUCCACCCCGGGGCCAAAAACAGUCCUGCGAGGUCAGCCACCAGCCCCGUCCAGAGGCUGAGACCUCCCACAUCCAGGAACUGCAGGCCCGUCCCAGCAGCAGGUGCCUGGAAGUGACUCAGAUUCAAGUUCCCGUGACUCACUGGCCACGAGGGGCAUGGCAGUGUGAAGUCUGGGUCCCCAGCUGGGGACAGUCUGUGGGAAUCCAGCCCCGUGGCCGUGGAGGCUGAGGCUGCCUCCACUCCCUUCACCUGCUGGCGUGUCUGCGAGUUUCCCGUGAGCACUGGCCAGGGUGACCGUCCUCUCCAGAUGGCUUCUUUCAUGCUGUAAGUGGCACAUUUCCAGGAUCUCUGGGGCACAUGCCCACCCGCUGAUUCCCACAGGCAGCACAAGGCCCGGGUGGCCUGGGCCCGUGACAGCCUCGGGCCUCCUGGAACACCCUCAAGGACUCUGGCAUGAGGCAGGGAGAACCAGAAGCGGGUGGAGCCCAUCUGUCCAUUGCAAGAUCACGCAGCACUUAGAAUAGGCUGUCCUGUCAGACCUCAUUUUCUGGUUGAGAUUAGCAGAUAUGUUGUAAAUCACCCAGAACCAAAGCCAGAGAGAGUGGCAGGCGGGCCUCGUUCGGCCCGUCCACUCUGCCUGCCUGUUGGUGGCCUGUCAUGAAGUCUGCCCAGGCCCUGAGGGGAUGUGCACGGAGACCUAGCAGCAAGGGCUGCUCUGGGAGGGAAGACCCUAGUGCUGGCACGCCCACCUGCAGCGGCCAGUGCGGGCACCGUGAACUCAGUGGAGGCCGGCAGGUGUGCUUCCACGCUGCCCAACAGCAUCCUGCACUACGGGAAGGGCAGGUGUGCGGUGCCCAAGGCCUCCACACCACACCCUCCACAGAGGCCUGGAGAGGUGGUGGGGAGGGAGGCUGGGCAGCCCCAGCCCUGGCUCAGAGUGCCCUGCGUGCCCUGCCUGCUCCCACCUCUCCAGUCCCUGCGCGCCACCCACGGGACAGAAAUCCCUGGCACAGAGCUGCUGCUUGGCAAAUGUGCACAGAGGGACCCUGCUUCAGUUGUGGGGGUCUGGGUGACUUCUCAGCUUCAGAGAGAAAGCCACGCAUCGUUUGACCAACCUCUCAUGGCAAUGGGGGACCCUCCCUAUCCUGCAGCUUAUGGGGAAUAUUCCAAGUUUCUGUGAAUCUGAGGUCUUUGUAUUUUAAUAGAUAUUUAAAUCAGCACAGGAGACACUGAUUUUACUUAUUCAACACGAAGGUAUAUAUUCAGGAAAAGAGGACUUUUCAAAUGGAAGCACCGAGCAGUUUCCUGAGCGCUCGCCAAGGUGUGCAGGCCUCCCUGUGCGAGCAGCCAUUACUGUGCCAGACGAAGGACCCCGCAGUGCCGCUUGAGGCACCUGGCUUAGGGCAGAAGCUGCUUCUGAACUGAGGUCACAUAACACCAGCUGGACGUGGGUCAGGUCCAGAACUCCACUUCCCCUCUGCCCAGCAGGGAAGAUGGAGAGGGGGCCAAAGGGAGGGGCCUGGACACACAGGCAGUGAGCGGGCAGGGGAGGGCUGCCCUGCACCUUCCCAGAGCGCAAGGGGCAGGACCGGGAUGACCCUGCAGUGAACUGCCUCCACCCAGCCUGCUCUCAGAACUCAGGAGCGGGUCCAACACCUGCGUCCCCCAGCGUCACCCAACAUGGCAGCCUUUGACCCCAACAAGGCCCAGAGGAUCCCACCAAUGGCUUGAGAGGUGCCAGCCUCGUGUGUGAGUCCAGCUCUGUGCCUGAGCUGGGCGACCUACCCUGACAGGCUCUCUGGAUCUGAGAACCUGGAGGUGGCUCUUGGGCCUGGUGCCUGCAGGCACUCACCUCUGGGCAUCUGUGCUGGGCUUUAGAGCACCAGGAAACACGCACACGAGGCCCAGAAGCAGGCAGCCCAGCUCCUAAGACAAGCACAAAGCCCCCGGCUACUUGCCAGACUCACUGCCUCUGCUGAGGGACUUGGGGGUGGCCAGGAUCCCACUAACCUCUGACUGGGCAGCCCCGACGAGGCCCAGGCGUGCGCGGGGCGGGGGUUCCCACCUCCCAGGCAUUUCUGGAUGGUGCCACCGACUACAGAAGGAGAGGGUCCCACAGAGGACCUCAGCGGUCACCCCAAGGCAGGCCAGCCCCAGGGCUGGGUCAGGGAAGGUCUCGCCACAGCACAGCCAGGGCAGAAAACAGUGGGACAGUGUGUGGCUCACUUGGGCUCCUAAGACGUGUAGUUUUCAAAUAGACCGUGGUGGCUUGACCCAGAUGUGUUCUGAAAAGUGAGUCACAGGCGUUGUCACACUGCCACAUGUGACAUCCCAGGGGACGCAGUCUGCUGGGGCCACCACCCCACAUGCAGCCCGUGCUUGACAGAGUCAUACUUAACUGCAAAAAUCAUCAUCAGCAAAACAAAGAACACAGGCUGGGCCGUGGCUCCGGGCAGAGCGCUCGCCCAGUGUGUGAGGCCCCGGGUCCACUCCUCAGCACAGCCUGAAGAUGAACAAAUGACUUCUUUAAAAAGAAGAAGGCCACCACCCACAAUCCCUGCUUCAGCGGAGGUCGUGCUGUGGACGCUGCUUGGAUCACUGCUGUUUAAGUUCUCUACGUGACCGUCACUAGGCACCCCAUGUCGUUAAAGAUGCCUCAGAGGCCUGGCUGCGGGCUGCAGAGCCUUCAGGAGGGAAGGGCCCUGGGUGCCCACAGGUGCUUCCUCUCUUGGCCGCCUGGUCAUCAGGAAGCAGAGAAUGGCCCUGCCCUGCAGGGACAGACUCUCAGGGCACCUCGUGGAGCCCGGAGCGGCACACGUGUGGCUCCACGGCUCCUGCCACGGACAGAGGGAUGACAGGGGCACUCAGGAGUCUCACCGAGGCCAGGGCCCCCGCCUGAGUCAGCCUGACCAUGGCUAAAGUUCCUCUUUCCCCUAAAUAAAGCAGCACAUGCCAAGCACUCUGAUCAUCUCCCGAAGGUCAGCAGCAGAAGUCUCAUGGUGUGAGCUGGGGUGUGAGGCUUCCCACCCAUGGUCGGUCCAGACUGGCUGCGCUGUCCUGCCUUCUCUGCCUCAGUGGCCAGCUGGGUGGGCCAGGGUGUCCUCAGGAGCCGGGCCCUCCCCAUGUCCCUGCGACAUCCCUGCCCCCUCCUGAUGUGGGUGGAGUUUCACAGAGAGCUGGGCUUUGGGUCAGGCCCACAGGAUGGCAAGAGCGUCUCUGGCAGGGGACCUGCACCCCCGGCCACCUCUGGGAGGGGAGCCACACUGGGGGUGGACUGCAGCCACCUUGAUCUCCAUGGACCCUGCAUUCUGGGGCAUCCUGAGGGUGGGUUCCCCGGCUCCCCACCUAAACUGCACACACACUCAGGCCCGAAAUCAAAGUGUCACAGGUUUGUUGGGGAAGCUCAGGUCUCCUGCCACAGAAAAUGAGCCUACUUGAUAAAACCAUCUUGGUUUUGAUAAAUGUGGACUUUCUGUUACAGAGACAAAGGCGCCCUUGAGUCCAGAGGGGACCCUAAAACAGCAUGUUGCUGAAAAGUAUUUCCUGAUAAUA